AUGCCCACCACAGCCUCAGAACCGCCCGCCAAGCGAGCCCGCCCUAACGAGGACGAGCCUUCGCCGGGUCCCAGCUGCGCCAAGAGACUCACAACCUGCGUCUACUCGUCCGAGGUCGAGGCGAGAGCGUGGAACUUGAGCAUGAUUCAAUCUCUACGAGAUCAGCUGCAAGAACUCGAGGCAAGUGAAGCUUCAACUAAAGAUAUCGCCAACCCUCACCCGCGAGCUUCGGUGCCCGCCCCUGUCGACAACUAUAAUACAAGCGUGCAACCGCCGCCUCCACUGCCCGUUGAACGCCGGACCUCUGCUUCGACGACCGGCUUAUUAGAUGCCACCCCCGAUCAGACCCUGCACAGCGCCAUCAGUCCCCGGACCGCCCCAGCAAUCAUCCACAUCGCCGACAGCUCCCCCACCACCGGCGCCCCGUUCCCUCGAUCCUACCUUGUCCCCGCAGCCGGCACCCGCCAAACCUCCUACCCUUCACCGCGCUCGCAGACAUCGGCCGUCGGCAACCGAGCCCCGUCGUGCGACUACUUUGAGCCCAGUGGCUUUGAAAAACUCAUGAAGCCCGUCCAGUCCGACGUCGAAUCCUUGCAUACCCUGCUCCCCGUCUCCUCGCUCCCCAUGACCAGCGGCACCCACAACCAGGCAGAAGAGUGCGCUUGCGAACGCCUCCUGGACGCCGAGCGAUGGCGGUUGCCGCCGCGCCGCGUGGCCGACGGGCUCAUCGCCGUGUAUUUUUCCCGCGUCCACCGGGCGUACCCCAUCCUUCAUCAACCCACAUUCCAGAAACAGUACAACCAACUGUGGGAGUCCAGCACCCACGGCGCUGGCGCGUCCGCCCCGACUUGCUUCGGCUUGUGCAAGCAACGGAGCCGUGGGAGGCUCUUCCCGUUCACUCUGCACGCCAUAUUCGCCCUUGCCACGCUCUUCGGCUCCGGCCAGCUCGAGCAGAAUGCGACCAGAGCCGACGACUUCUUCCGCGACGUGAGGGGCUUGGACCUCAUGACCAUGCUGAAUAACCAGGUCGGCAUCGAGCUAAUACAGCUCGGGCUCCUUAUGGGCUUCUAUCUACAGGCGACCGAGAGGUUCUCGCAGUGCUGGAAUAUUUCCAGUCUCACCAUUCGCCUGGCGAGAAAUAUAGGACUCAAUGUUAGCAUCGACGAGGCACGUCGUCGGGGCCUCAUUUCUCGCCCGACCCAGCUGGAAUGCGAGAUGCGUGCUAGAGUAUGGUACGAAGAUGUAAACGCUAACUGGCUCCGAGGAGAGGUCUCAAUGUGCUUUGGCCGACGACUAACCAACACCACAACCGAGAAACAAUCCAUUGCCUUACCACAGGCCAUCGACGACGACCUGUUGGGCGACGUUGAGAAUACGUGGAACUUGCAAACACCAGGCAUGCCAAGCCUUCUCGAGGCGUACAUACAAACCAUCAAGCUGUACAACAUCCUGGGCCAAGUUCUCGACGACGACGAAUCCUACGAGUCCAUAUUCCAUCGCAACGGGACCAAGUCAUCCUCCGAGUCGUCCCUCAACUUCAACGCCCUGCUCGAUCUCGACGCCUCGGCCACGCGAUGGAGGGACGCUCUGCCCCCGUAUCUGCGCUAUGAACCCCCAGGUAGCCCUGGCUUAAACUCGAAAGCCGCCGCGGCCAACGGCCCCAACGAUCAUGGCCCAGAUUUCGCAGAACAAGCAAAGAGGCUGCACCUAAGGUUUCUGCACACUCGGCUCCUCAUCCAAAGACCCGCGCUUGACCUCUUCUUCCAGAGGCAAAAGCGCCAAAGAGCCAACGGCACGAGGCAAGAGCCCCCGGAACUCGCCCCUCUCGAGGAUCUGAUGCUCCGAAACGUGGCUCCGCAGUGUCUCCUUGUUUCUCAAAAGAUGGUCGAGUUUCUUGACGAGCAAAUCCGCUCUCGCGAUUUUAUCGCGUGGUGGUACAAUGUAAGCUAUCUGCAUAGCGCUGCCAGCACACUCUUUGUCGGCCACCUAUGCAGGGGUAUCGACGACAUAAUCUCCGCCUCAGCCCUCUCCGCCAGCUAUGAGCUAUCCGUUCAGUGUCUUUCCCGCUAUACCAGCCUGAGCAGCAUCGCGAAAAAGUCCGUCCAGCUCCUCCGCGAGGGUUCGAAACGUCUAUUCCCCAGGCGCGCCUAUCCCAAAACUCCAGCGAACAGUGGCACGCCCGCCAGAUCCUGCGCCGAGCUUCACGGCAGCAGCUCACAAUAUCAGCGCCCAAGUGCCGGGCACCCUGCAGAAGUUGGCUACCUCGGUGGGCAUGUCCCCGAGCCCUCUGGAACAGGCGUCAGCCAUGGGGUUAGGGAUAAAUGCAACUCGUGCAGAAGUCAAAGGCCAACGCCGCAGCAACAUUGGGGUGCCGAUAGCAUUGGCGGCAUGGCGCCUGACAUUCCUAGCGCCGGGAGUUUUACCGAUGAGCUGUGGGACGUUGAUCUAUCCCAAUCGACAUCGUGGCUGCCCGGGCCCUUUAUACCGCACUGGGAUAAUUUCAUGCUUAGUGCUGAGGCUGCGAUGCCCAUAGAUUAA
This is a messenger RNA of Parascedosporium putredinis, 2538 nucleotides long. The record is from the annotation of a GenBank genome assembly. Lineage: Eukaryota; Fungi; Ascomycota; Sordariomycetes; Microascales; Microascaceae.